This is a messenger RNA of Mitosporidium daphniae, 669 nucleotides long. RefSeq lists its product as uncharacterized. Bases 1 to 669 code for a protein of 222 amino acids. The record is from RefSeq and is a predicted model, not a curated record. Gene Ontology annotation, biological process: attachment of GPI anchor to protein. Gene Ontology annotation, cellular component: GPI-anchor transamidase complex. Lineage: Eukaryota; Fungi; Microsporidia. The transcript has a single exon.
AUGCAUGUCCAUCUACCUUAUUUGCUUGAAAGCUACUCUACCUUUUCCACUCAACGUUUCUUUACCCCAUUCAAAUUUGACGACCUGUCCCCGAAUGAUAACAGUGCAAGUGAAGCAUUAGAAAAAGUUACCCUCCUUCUCGGUGGGUCGAUUCCAAGCACCUUUGACAAUGCGUCAAUUUUAAUUGACGGGGAGCCGCUUUCAUAUCGAGGACUGGUGUCGGGGUUUGUUAAAAAAGACAACGAAUGCACCUUUUGUGGCGUUAUUUCCUUUGAACGAUAUUACAUUCCGUACUCCAUUUACAAAGGAAGAUUUUCCUAUGUGAUUAAAAACACCGAUUUAUUUUCUUCCUAUAAUGUGUCUUUGUUGGACAUUAUUCCCUGGGAAAUAAAAUGCUGGUAUCAUACGCUCGGAUUUGAUACCCCAAGGCCAUUUAGCGAAUUUGUUUCCAAAAUGUUCUCGCGAAAGUCAUCCCUUUUUUCAAAUGUGAAAAUCCAUCCCUCUAGCGUUAGGGAAUAUCCCUCGAUUAUAGAAAUCAGCGACCUCCUUGUUCCUGCAAAUACUACCAUUAGGAUAACAAUGGAAGCAGACAAAAGGUUCUUAAGAUAUACCGAGUUUCCUUUGGACGCACAUAGAGGUUUAGAAAUCGGGUUUGGCUAUUUCAACUAA